GCAGUAACCAUUAGUGCUGUGCUGGGGCGUGUUUGUCAGGAGGUUGUGCUUCAAAAGGUGGUAGAGAGAAGAAUGGAGGAACAAGGAAAGGUACAGUAAGCUGCAGAGUGCUGUGUAUCUGUCACUAUCGAGGGGAUGCCCUUUGCACCAUGAUUCUCACUUUAGUGGUGAGUUGAAUCUUGGCCUCAAGGCAUGUCAUGGAGCUGUGGCCACUGUGGAAACAACACCAGCAGACAGCUUAGCCUGUAUAUGGAUGGAGCGUCUCAGCAGGGAGAGGAACAGUUGAGCAUCUACCUUCACAAGAGGGCUGCUUUUCUACAUAGAGAGGACUGUUAGUCCAGCCUUAGGCUUUUCUGCUGUAUCUAAACAGAGCAGCCCAUUGGGGUCAUGUUUGAAAACAGCAACAACAGAGUAUCAAGUAGGUACAGAGGCUGAAUUCCCUGAAUUUCUGUGCAGAAGUUCACACCAGAGACCUGGACACUAGUUGGGGAGCUGGCCUGUGGAGACCAAGAGCUGCAACUUGAGAGUCAUGAGUUCUGAUUCGGGUCUGCACCUCUGCUUGGUUGAAGUGUUAAAUGUGUCCAGAAGACUGUGUUUUCUCCUCUUUUUUCUGUAAAAAGUGCGUGAAAUCUUGUCUGCUUGAUUUCUUGUAUGUCUUUUCGGGACCAGGGCAAGUACUUUUCGCAUGACUGACAUGGUAAGUAAAACCUGUAUGGAUCUUGGGAAGAGCUCUUGGUCUGAAUGAUUCAGUUUUUGCUAUUUUGCUGUUGAUUUGAUUAUUUAUGUGAGAAAGAUCUGUGCUGUUCCUGAAAAUUUGCUAAUAAAUCCAUUAAAAUAUCCCCCCCGCCGCCCCCCGUCAAAACACCCUAACAAGAAACUAUCCUAUUUUAGAGGGCACGUUUACUUUUUCCCAUCUCUUAUUUGAAAUGUUCUUUUCAACAUUCCCUGCUUUGCUUUUUUGAAUAUCAUGUUUUAGUUUUUUAUUUUUAUUUUGGUUCACUGUGGCUUUGGUUUAAUUACCCUUUUAAAUGGAAACAUGUAACUGCAGGCCCAGUCCAUCAUUUGUAUUAGUUUUCAGCACUCUGAACUUGGGUGGGUUGGGCACGAUUGUUUUAGUUGCUACCUGGAUAAGACUGUUGAGAUCUUAAUCUCAGAGUCUUGAAGAAUUCUGUUACUGAGGUAGCAGUGACUGUUUACUAAAGAAAAUAACCUUCAUUUUUUCUUCUUGACAGAGGUAAAAAUUCAGAGAAGAAUUUAAGAAGUCAGGGCAAUAAGAUUAAUUUAAACAGUUAUUUCUGUGUGUUUAGUAUUGUCACUAGACUUAAAAAGACAAUAAAAAUUUUAACUGAUAAAAUUACAAAUCAUCCUUGUUUUCCUCAUAGAGCAUAUCAAAUUCAGAAGAAAGAAGCUAUAAACUUUAUAUCUAGCAUGCAUUUUGACUUUUAAGAAAAUCAGUUAAACUCUGUAUCUCACCGUAUUCUCUCUACAGUAUAUUGAAAUAAAGCUAUAUGUUGAUUUGCUCAUUUCAUUAGGAUUAUUAUCCUGAUGUUUUAAAAGGUUUUUAAAGCUCCUGAAGCAAGAUGUUAUAAAAAUGCAAAAAACUUCAUAACCAAAAAAGUCUGGGAAAGUUAGUUUGUAUGCUAAUAACACCUCAUAUUUGCAUAGCUCUUUCAUCCCUGCAAGACCACCUUUAACAUCAGCUUAGUGGGCUCUCACAAUGCUCCCGUUCGGUGGACAUCAUCAGUGGCCUCCAUUUUGCAGGUGAAAAAGUUGAGGCCCAUGUAAAAUACACGUGGUCACACUAGACUUUGGCAAGGUUGGGCUUUGGACUCAGAUCUGCUGGUUACUCUCCAUGCCACUUGGGUACCUUCUCACAUUUUAUACGUGUAAAUUGGGAAGGUAGCAAUUCAUUUCUCUCUCACUUCAAAAAUGGAAACUCAGUAUCAUCAAAAGAUAAUCUUGGAGUGGCACUGUUUGAGGUGGUGAAUUGUUUGCUAGUUGAGAAACCAAAGAGUUGUUUUUCUUCUGUGAAAGGAACUGAAGUUUAACGCCUUGAUUGUGUGUUGCUGGCCCACUGUUACUUAGAAAAAUUAACUGCUCCACUGCUUAUUUUGAUAAGGCAGAGCAGCUGUUUGUCCUUGAAGUUUCAAAAAAUUAUAUUUAUGCACUAAAUUUAUUUGGCAAGUCAGACCUGUUUGUUCCAAUAAAGCAACAGUAUCUCCCCUGGCCAUUCUGGAAGCCACCUGUUGCUUUCAAGAGUUACAUGGAAGGGGCUGCUCCUGAGAUAUUAAAGACUCUUCAGAAUGUGGGGGCCACAUACUGGAGCCAUGUGACCCAGUGGGGAGCUGGUGCUGAUGAGGUCAAGGUCUCAGGCUGUCCUCCUUUGUGUAGGGAGCUUUGCAGAGAGCAGGACUCCACUCCAUAGUCCAAGUCUGCAUCCUCGACUUGGGCAGUGCCCACACAAAUGGGCAACUGUUGGCAAGGGCAUCUAUGUAUGUCCAUCCUGUCACCACCCCCUCACCGUCCUUAGCAUAUAGUCUUACCACUUGUGUCUUAGAGAAACCCUUUAGCCUUUGUCUUGAGACCUGUACACUGGUCCUCCUCUGUUAAUUAACAGGCAGGGAGCUGCCUCUCCUCCAGUUGUCCCUGUACUCUGGAUCGCAUCCUCUCCCUCCUGUGUCUUUAACUUCUCUGUCUGUGCCGUGUUUCCCCCAUCAGCCUGUAAGCAUUCUCACGUUCUAAAAAACAAGAAAGGUAGCAGUAGCCUCUCUCUAGCCUUCUCAGCUCUCUCUUCAGCUACCUCCUAAACUCUCUUCUCCCUGUUUUCAGCUGUAUCUAAAGAGUGUCUGUGAUCUCUUUCUGCAUUUGCUUUCCUUCCAUUCACCCCUCCACCCUGCCCCGCUUGUGAAGAUCAUCAGGGCUGUCUGUGCCACACAGUGAAUAGGUCUCCUUCUCUCAUUCCAUGCCUCAUUCUGGACAACUUGUUCCAUAGCCAUAGCUGCAGUUACCCAUGGAUUCACUGGUGACUCUCACAUUGAUGUUUCCAGCUCAGAUUUGCCCUCUGAGCCCAGACACUGCUGUCUGCUCUGCAUCCCCUCUAGCAUGCCCCCAGCCAUCUCACUACAAUGUAUUCACAUCCAACCUUCCCUGUCUUAUCCUGCCCCCUCCUCCUAUCUGGUCCUUUUCUGAAGUUAUUUAGUUUGGCAGAUGACACCACUAUCCAUUCUCCUUUAUGGCCAUUGAAUCGGACUGGAUGAAAGAGAGAGUAUUUUUUUUAAGGAGUUGGCAAGGUUAAGAAAUUACAGCAAGGUCUUCUUUCAUAAGAGAGUGCAUUUACCUUUUUGAAGAGAAAUGAUCAGUUCUGAUAGGGGCUGCUAUUAAAAUUAAACAAUUGCGUGAUUUCCAUGCAUUUACCUUUUUCUAAGAGAAAUGAUCAGUUCUGAUACAUGCUGCUAUUAAAAUUAAACAAGUGCAUGAUUUCUAUAGCAAGAACAUGGGCUGAACUGAAUUAAAGUGAUUUAACUCUUAAGUGUAACUUUCUCUCUAAAAUGCUUUGGGGCCAGGCACGGUGGCUCAUGCCUGUAAUCCCAGCACUUUAGGAUGCCAAGGCAGGUAGAUCACUGAAGGUCAGGGGUUUGAGACCAGCCUGGCCAACAUGGUGAAACCCUGUCUCUAUUAGAAAUACAAAAGUUAGCUGGGCAUGGUGAUGCGUGCCUGUAAUCCCAGCUACUCAGGAGGCUGAGGCAGGAGAAUCGCUUGAACCCAGGAGGCAGAGGUUAUAGUGAGCUGAGAUCAUGCCACUGCACUCCAGCCUGGUAAACAGAGCUACACUCCAUCUCAAAAAAAAAAAAAAAAAAAUGCAGUGCGUGUGUGUGUGUGUGUGUGUGUGUGUGUGBGCGCAUGUGCAUGCUUUGGAAGGAAUCAUACAAGUAUGUAGGUGUUAGUCUGCCUCUACCCUCAACCUUCAUUAAUCUUUGAGUCUCUUACCAUCAUUUGCCAUGCACUGGUUCAUUUGAAAUACAAAGCAAAUGUAAUUGGGAUCUGGCUCAGAAGCAUUUGUUUUUCGUAGGAAAGGUCUUAUAAGUUAGGAAUUGGGCAUAUUUGCAUGCCAGAGAGGGACGAUUUUUAAGUAUUUUGAAAAGGAGUAUUCAGGUGAAGCAAUUAUUUUCUUUUAAGGUUUAAUUUCAACUGUGAUCAUCUUUAGACUGGGAUAUCAGUUCUUAUCCUGGUAUCCAUGAUUAAUAAUUUUUUCCCAUUGACUUUUCUUGUUAUUUUGAAGUUUAUUUGAAAAAAAUUAUUUUUUAUGCCAAAGAUGUUACUAAGGUAUUUUGCUGCAGGCGAAUAUUGGGUAGGAUGCAUUGAUACUAUGCGUGGUCUGUAAGUUGCUAUGGGGGUGACUUUCAUGUUAUGGAACUGAUUUAGUUCCUGUUCGACAGGCACUGAAACAGGCCUGUCCUGCCAUGUGGUCACAGAUAUCUGUCUCUUAUAUUGGAAAAAUACUAAGAAAGCAAAGUACACUGGAGCUCCUGCCCUUAAAUUUUACUUUCAUUGCUCAAUAUGAUAAGGCACAAAAGCCCCUGUGCUGGUUUUACAGCAAGGUUCUUGCCAGUGAAAGUGUGGAAUCGGUAGGAGUUCUGAUGUGCCCAGCAGUGGGUGCUCAGAUGUAUGACAGGACAGAGCCCCAACGGUUCAGCAAAGUCAUGUGUUAUAUGGUCAAGUGGGAGAAGUCACACCUAACUGGAGAAACCCUGUGAAGCUUUAUUUUUGGGAAAUGAUCAGGUUGGUUUUGUGGCUGAGUGUAGAAGGAAAGGUUUGAAGCAGUUUCUGGAACAUGGUAUCAUACACACUCAAGGUUGCUGACAUUUCUUCUAAUAUUCUUAAGCAGGUUUUGGCAGACAGGUCCCUUCAGCCUGCACCUGGGUGAGCCCACUGGCAUUCUUCAUUACAAUCACAUGUUAGUUUUCGUUGAUUAUGUGCAUGUGGAGACUAUCAAAAAAAUUCAGCUUUUGUGAUCUUUUUUCAGAAGUACAGUGGCAAUGGAUAUCUUUGAACUCUAACAUUGUGAUGGUAAGAAAACUUUAGUCCUGUGAAGGAGGAGCACCUAGAUGUUGGGUAGCUAAUCUGGCUUUGCUGUUUUGGUGAAAAAAGUCCCAUGUGUUGUGGGAACUUGGAGCUUUCUACAUCCCUGCUUAGUUUUGUCAAGUCUGCUGGCCAGUAAUCCUGAAAAACAUUUGAUGCGUUGACUGCCCGCACAGUUGUCAAUUUGGCCAGAGUCAGAAACAUGAAUUUCACUCCUUAACCUUUUCAAGAGAUCUUGACAAAAAAAAAAAGCAAACUUUGGAGUUCAUUUUGUUAACACUUACGUUUACUGGUUUUCUAGAGAACCGGUUUGGGGUAUGUGUGUGUGGCGGGGGUGUGGAGAGAAUGCUUGUGUUUUAAAAAAGGGAAAACUGUUUUCACAGGGAGGAGUUUACUGGUGGGUUGGCUUAUUUGGUGGCUCUCAGCCCUUUGAAUGAGGCCUGUCUUUCAAUUCAAGGCUUUGCCAUCAACAUGAUGUGUAUGCUGCUGAAAAAGUAGGAAUGCUUUUACCCAGCUGCCAUCCUGGAAGCACAGCCUGGAAGCAGACAACCAAGUGCAUCUGCUGGCCAGUCAGGAAUUGAUAUGGUUUGGCUGUGUCCCCACCCAAAUUUCAUCUUGAAUUGUAGUUCCCGUAAUCCCUACAUGUCAUGGGAGGGACCUGGUGGGAGGUAAUUGAAUCAUGGGGGCGGUUACCUCCAUGCUGUUCUCAUGAUAGUGAGUGAGUUCUCAUGAGAUCUGAUGGUUUUAUAAGGGGCUUUCCCUCACCUUAGCUCUGUACUUCUCCUUGCUGCUGCCAUGUAAAGAAGAAUGUGUUUGCUUCCCCUUCUGCCAUGAUUGUAAGUUUCCUGAGGCCUUCCCAGCCCUGCAGAACUGUGAGUCAAUUAAACCUCUUUCUUUUAUGAAUUAUCUAGUCUCAGGUAUUUCUUCAUAGCAGCGUGGGAAAAGACUAAUACAGGAAUGGUACAGCUCUGGCAGUCUUUUUGCAAGCAGAAGCCUGUAUACUCCAGGAGAAACUAGAGAAUGCUUUUGAGGAUUAUUUUUGUUGUGACAGUCCCAUUAAAAUGUGGACUGAAUCCUCUCCUUCAUGACACAGACAGCAUCAGUGGUGCUGUCCUUGCCACAGAAGGCCCCAGGGUGUGUGGGCACAGCGAGUGAUGCAAGUGAUGUAACCAGAAGAGGUUUUGGGGGAUUUUCACACUUCUUUACACAUGCUAUCCUAGCCUGGCAGAGUGGUCUGUGAUUCCCCACUCAGUACUACCUCUCUGUCUUUUAUCCUUAAAAGAAAAACUGGAAGUCAAAGCUGAUUGGCUGUCAAACACCAGGCUCCAGUUUCAACCUCUGUAUCAAACCAAAAUAGCAGCCUUCUAAUGGAAAUUUUCUUUUAGUAUAAAAUGUACUUUCUUUUUUAUCUGUGCAAUUUACAUUCAUUUUAAUUUUUUGGAAAGCAGCCAGUUGAUUUUUGCAUUUAAAUGAGAGUGAGAAGUAUAAUUAUUUACACAAAUUUAAAAUUUUCUAUGUAAAGGAAAUAAAUUUCCAAUGAUGAAAUUGUAUACCAAAAAAUUAAUUGCAAAAUUUUGUAGGCAUGUGCAUAUGUUUCUGAGAGGUUUUCAUCAAAUUUUCAAAGGGAUCUGAAAUUAAACAAACAGCCAAACAACUGAUUCAGAGCAAGCUUCUGCUGUUGCAGCAGCUCUAGCUCACUGUUUAGACCUCCUCAGAAUAGCGACAGCAUACAGGGAGCCUAUUAGUUGUGUACCCCAAUCUUUGGUGAGCCUGGAGGGAGGUAAUUGAGAGGGAGGCAGGGGCCCUGAAAAUGGAGUAGGUGUUGAUGAGUGCCCAUAACUCUCCAGGCCCAGCCAGGGCACCAUUAACCAUCUUCUGCUUUGGCAAGAAUAAUCCAGAUCCACCUGGAGAGGCUUUUGGGCUAGGGAGGACUUUAUAUGCAGCAGGACUGCAUUAAUGACUUUCAGGCCCUUUUCCUUUGUAGGCUCCUUCCUCCAUAAAAAAAAAAAAUUGAAAAUUAUAUUUUAUGACUGUGUUGGUCAGAUCUGUUAAUAUUAUAUAUUAAAACGUUUUAUCUGAGCUAAAGGUCCUUUUUUCCCUUCUGAUUUUAAAAGAAAUUAAAACAUUUGUGUGAGCCCCUAAAAAUAUUGUGGGGCUGUAAGCAUUGUGCCUGUUGUACCCAGUGAAUAAGUUGGCCCUGAGGUGUGCAGAUCAUCUCUUGAUUUUUUUUCUAAAAUGUAUAAGGAAGAUGUGGAAUAUACAAGCGAAUAUGUUCUUUUUACUCUCAAUCUAUUAUUUUUGAAUAAAGUUGAGAGAAGGCAUUAAGCAUAUUAUUAAUUUACAUUUCAAAGAAACAAUUUUGAAUUCGUUAAUGUGGAACUUAUAUUUUUGAUAUAGAUUUCUUGUAUUGUUAAUUUUUGCAAAGAUAAUAAUUUUCAAAAUUUUAAUCAAAUUUCAGUUUUUAAAACUAAAAUUUUACUGUAUUAAUAUCAGUAAUGAAUAUUCUACAGAGUUUGAAAAGAUUUACUCUUCUGAGUGUAUUUGCAAUGAAAAAUAUUUUAAGCAUUCUUUCCAGUUUAUUUUGUGAAUAUAUGUAAUACUUUUUACAUAAUAAAUUAUUUUCUAAAAUAAAGCUUCAUAAAUUAGUUUUAUGUAAUAACUUGUAUGUCUUUUCCUGAUUCUGAGAAGUUUUCUAUGAAUUCUUUGAGUAAAAAUCUAUUUUAAAAGAUAACAGGCAAUAAUUUGUGACUAGGAAAUUUCAGAGUGGCCAGGAAAAACAUGCUAAAAAUAGAAACUGUUUGUUUACUCUGUGCUCCACCCAGUCUAAAACACAGCCAUGUGGUUGCAGACUUGGGGAAGGCCCUGUGGUAACUUGGAAGGUGUUUUUUCCCCGCUGAGUUGCAGAGUUUAAGAGAUCAUUCUUAUAACUUCUGAAUCCUGUUUCCUUUCUUUAGCAACUCAGAUAAAUUAUUUUUGCAAGCUGUUAUCUGAAAAUGAGUUUGACCAUGUUCGUUUAGUUUUUAGUGUCUUAUCAUCCUCCUUUCUACUUAUAUAUUUAAUUUAAGCCCUGUUUCAUGAAAGGAAAUUUUGAGAUUGGAGGUUUUACUAAUAACUUAUACCUCAAAAUUUGUCAGUUUAUAGUUUAAACUUUCCGGUGUUUUUCAUGAUAGUCUAAAAAAAUAGCCACUUAUUUGUUCAUUUUGUUACAAAAGGGGCUAGAUUAUGAAUUUAGUUCUUGGGUAGGCUUAUCACCUAGGAACAACACAACUUUAUAGGACUGAAUGUUAACCAGACAAGCCUGUGAUUUGUGUGCACAGAUAACAGAAACCAUAACCACCAGAAAGGCAGCCCAGUGAUACCAGUGUUGGGUCAGCCACACAUUUUAUUAGUCAGAUGCUUGGAGCACCUACCACUAUUCAGGACUCCUUGCCCAAAUGCUGUUGCUUUGUUAACUCUGUGCUAAGGUGUUAGGGCAUUAUGAUGCCCAGUUCCCCAGAGCACUCCAUUAGGGGCUUAGGCUUUGGAGUAAGCUGGCUGGUGUGAGUCAGACUGGGGGGUCACCUAUUGGCCUUAGUUUCCUUAUCUCUAAAAUGUAUAUAAUGAUGAGAUUAGUUUCAUUGGGUUUUUGAGAGAAUUAAUUGAAGUCAUGCAAGUAAAGCACAGCUUUCAAUAAUUAUUAGCAAUUUUUUUUUUGGUAUUAACGUACAGCAUAACAAAAGUCUAGAUUUACUUCAGGAGUUGUGCCCUUGAAGUAGAAUUUGGUUGUUUGCUUUACCUGCCUUCAUAAUGACUGCACGAAAGAAAUAAAUAUCAAUUCAUUUCAUUGUAUUCAAUUUGUUUUAUUUCAAAACAAGUUAAAUGAAUCUUUAAUUUUUUUUUAUUCCAAUGAUAUGUAUUCAUGUCAAUAUUUUAUUCCAGAUGAUGUUUAAGCAAAUAUAAGUGAAAAUACUGUGUGGGCUGAUUUGAUACUGUUUGUCAUUCCUAUUGUAUGUUUGACUCCCUACCUCCCUUUCGUGGGUUUUCUGUCUCUCUAUUUAAACUUUUUAUUAUGGGAAAUGGACACAAAUAGAGAGAAUAGUAUGAUAAACUCUUAUAUACCCAUCUCCCACCUUCAGCAGUUAUCAGCUCAUGGCUAAUAUUGUUUCCUCUGCAUUCCUAUCCACUUAUCCCCAUCCUGUGUUAUUUUAAAGCAAAUUCCAGACACCGUAUUAUCCAUAAACAUAUUUUUACCAUCCACAAUAUUAUUAUAUCUGUAAAAUAAUAAUAAUUCCUCAAUAUCAUCAACUAUCAACAGUGUUCCAAUUAUUUUUAAGAGGCAUAGCUUUAAAAAAAUUAGUUUGUUUAAUUUAGGGUCCAGUUAAGAUCCCAUACGUUUCAAUGGUUGACGUGUCUCUUUUUUCUUUUAAUGUACCCUAGUCAGUUCCUCAUUGUCUGUGGGCAGGAGGAUAUAACAUCCCUGGAUUAGCUGAGAGCUAUUAGUAGCUAACACUAAGGGCAGUUGCAGGGAUUUGGACAGGGCACCCACCACAUCCACUGCUUGGGGGAGGUGGUGGAUAAUCUUCAGGCACAGGGAACAGCAUAAGCCGGGACCCGUGAAUGCACAGCACAGCAUGUUUGGUGGAGUGACAAAGGUUGGCAGUCUGGGAGGUGGGCAGCUCAGGUUGGGGUGUUGGGGAUUGAGGCUGUGUUCCAGGUGGUUUAUUAUACAUUUUUGGUGCUGGGCUUAAAAAUAGCUUGUUUAUUCAGAUGAAGAUGAAAUUAAUAAAAGUGUGAUAUGAGUAGAGACUAUUGGAAAUAUAUAAUGUAUCAACAUACAUUUAUUUUCUGAAGAUGUGUAAUUUGGAAAAUUAUGGUAGUAUGUGAGAAGCAUCGUGACAUCUUAAGUUAACUAGAUAUCUGGAACAAAGUAUGCUUCAGCCUUCUUUCUAUUUUUUCCCGUAUUAUAAAAGUAGUGUUAGUAUAUGAUGACAUCCCAGAGGGCAGACCAUGGUUAUCAGUGUGUCUCAGGAGUAAUAUAGAAGAGCUUAUGUUAUCUGCCUGCUGCACAUAUGUAAAAGAAAUAUUUUGCUUAUUCAAGAGAGCAGUGUUUUAAUGUUUUUUCUAGUACAUUUAAAAUAUUUGAAAUUGUUAUCCUUGUUUUGAGUUUCAGUUCUUGGUGUGGUAACUUAAAAUGUACACUCUCAAUAUACAGGUUUUUGCUGUUACUUAAUAGCAAGGACCUGUGUUCAAAUUUUAGCUCUGCCACUUACUGUUUGUUGAGCAGAUUGCAUAUCUUCUUGUAGCUUCCUCAUCUAGGAAAAGGAAAUAAUAAUAGUGUUCCUACAGAGGACUGCUGUGCUGAUUAAAUGAGAGUGAAUCUAUUACAUUUAGCACAGGGUUUGGCACACCAAAGCACCCAAUGGUUUUAGAUAUCGCUAUUUUUACUAUUAGUGUUUUCUUAUUAAAUAUAUUUCAGGAUCAUUGAUUUAAGGUACACUAAGCAGAUAAUGACUAAGGUAUCAAGAGGAUUGGGAACAAGAAUAUUAACUUGUAUGUGUCCUGGGAUUGAAAUUUGCACACUGCAACCCAGAUAUUCUUUUAUUAAUAUAUUCUGUAACUUCCUUUCUAUUCUAUAACUGAUAUAAUAUUUCUCUGGAGUCCUAUUUCUGUUCAGCAAAAGCCAGAGAGAUAUCAAAAAUAAUUCUGUCUUUUUUGGUUUAAAACAACCUCCAUUAGCUUAAACGCCAUCUUUUUUGAAUAAUUCAGAAAUUUAAAGAUCGGGAUGGUUUCUUCCUACGUUAAAGGCUCUUCCCUUCCCAUUCCUAGGAAACAAUAUUGGUCUGACUGAUUACCAUUAUUGUUAUUUGGCUAUGGCCCACUAUGAUCACAUCACACACACAGAUUCUGCCUUCUGUCACCUUACCAAGAUGAACUCGCCUGGAUCCUGCCCAAAGCUGAUCUCUCCAUCCACACAAAAGAUCUCAAUCCUUCUUCCCUCCUCAGCUAAUUCAUAAGCAGCUCUCCCCACCUCUCCUGUAGCACCAGUUUUCACUCUCUACUGGAUUAUUCCCAUCAGCAUCAAACAUUCUGAGAUUUCUUUCAUAUUUUCUUGUUGCAACUUCUCCUGCUGGCUACUGCACAAUUUCUUUGCCCCCUUUGCAGCAAAAACAAUUUGAAGAGUUGUCAGUGCUCACUGUCUUCAAUUCCUUGCUCCUGUUUUUUUUUAAAGCUGCUCCCUUCAGGUCCUCACUGUCACUUUUCUCCAAAGCCACUCUUGUCAAGGUCACCAAUACCCUCCAAGUUCCUAAAUCCCUCAAGUCAGUUUGCAGUCCUCCCCUUACUUCACCCGUCAGUAGUGUUUGGCAUGGCUGAUCAUUCCCCUUCUUGGCACACUUACUUCGCUUGGCUUCCAGGGCUCCCUACUCUCCCAGUUCUCCUCCUGUCUCACGCAUCAGUCUUUUCAGUCCCCUUUUCUGUUUGCUUCUCUUCUGUUUGCUUGCAGCAUUGGAGUGAUCCCAGCCUUCUUUCUAUCUGUUCACACUAUCCUGAUAUUCUCAUCCCGUCUUGUGGCUUUAAGUGUCAUUUAUAUGCCAACCACUCCCAAAUAUACAUCUCUACCCCGACUCUCUUCUAUGAUCCAAGCAUAUAUGUCCUACUAGAUUUUUCCACUAUAUCCUACUAGAUCUUUCACUUUUCAUAUCUGAAACACAACCCCCCCUUUUCCCCACCCAGCCUGCUCCAUCUGUAGCCUUCUUUCUUAGUUUGAUAAUAUCCUUUCAGUUGCUCAGGCCUUGGAGUCAUCCUUGACUCCUUUCUUAUCUCAUGUACUACAUCAAGUCUAUCAACAAACACUUUGGUUUUAUCUUCGAGAUAUAACUAGUGAUAGUGUGCUGUAAGUAUUAUUCCCAAUGUAGAAUUUGUAAUGGGGCCAGGCACGGUGGCUCACCCUGUAAUCCCAGCACUUUGGGAGGCGAAGGUGGGUGGAUCACUUGAGGCCAGGAGUUCGAGACCAACCUGGCCAACAUGGUGAAACCCCAUCUCAACCCAAAAUACAAAAAUUAGCUGGGCGUGGUGGCAUGUGCCUAUAAUCCCAGCUACUCCGGAGGCUGAGGCAGGAGAAUCACUUGAACCCGGGGGGCGGAGGUUGUAGUGAGCCGAGAUAGCGCCACUGUAUUCCAGCCUGGGCCACAGAGCAAGACUCUGUCUCAAAAAAAAAAAAAAAAAAAAAGUAAUGAGCACAGCUCUGAUUUGAAUACAGGUCUGUCAGGCUCCAAAGUUUUCUCCAUAGUUUUGCAUUAAUAUAUUCUUAAUUUUAUAUUUGCAAAGUUAUUUUUAUUUUAAUAUCAUAGCUUAGUGGGAGAGUAGGGACACUAUUUAAAACUAAGGAGCAGACAAAGAAUACUCCAGAGUAUCUUUAGAAUUUACUUAGUUUGUCUCCCUAGUUCUAGGAAAUCUGAAUCUAACUCAUAUAUUAGAUUAUAUUUUCUUUGGAACAAACCCAGAUCUUUAAGAAAGAGGAGUUCAGUGCCUCCUUUCCCAAUUAGCUAAUCAUCUAUAAGCUUCACUUUUGUCAUACAAAGGUGCUGGACUCCCAGAGUUCAUGCAGUCACAACUCAAAUGGUGAAGAGGAAACCUGAACUGUCUCUAGUUAUUUUUAGGUGUUCCUGAUAAUCAAUUUUCAUGCAAAAUACAAAUGAUCAUUUAUUUGUCCCUUUGUUUUCAUGAAUACAGGCUGAGCAUCUGUAAUUCAAAUAUCCAAAAUGUUCCAAAAUCUGAAACUUUUUGGGUACCAACAUGAUACCACAAGUGGAAAAUUCCAUACCCUAACAGCACCUUUGCUUUCAGUGUACAUAAACUUUGUUUCGUACACAAAAUUAUUAACAAUAUUGUAUAAAAUUACCUUCAGGCUAUAUGUAUAAGAUGUAUAUGAAACAUAAAUGAAUUUCUUGUAUAGACUUGGAUUCUAUCCCUAAGAUGUCUCAUUAGGUAUAUGCAAAUAUUCCAAAAUCCCAAAAAAAUCUGAAACGCUUCUGGUUCCAAGCAUUCCAGAGAAGGGAUACUUAAUAUGUAGUAGUAUAUGGAUGCCUUGCCUCAUAGUCACCCUCCCCAGUGGUUUAAUGCAACCAUUAAAUUAUUUUUGUUUUAAAAUAUUUGAUCUGGGUUUGAAUUUAUGGAAAUACUUCACGUCAGUUUUUUUUUUUAAAUAGCCAAAUAGUGUUUCAAAAUUUUAUCAAGAUUGUGAUUGGUCUUUAACCUUAGAAGCAAAACUGACAUGGAAGGAUGAAACAAGUAGGUAGAAUGGUGAAUUUUGGUAUUCAUGUGUUUGGACAUCUGUGUCCUUAUCAAAAGAAAGAAUGUAUAUAGUUGGACAAAAUUGAAGGUCCAUGUGGUAUAUUUAGAAAAUAUUACUUGUUAGUGGUUUAACAUGUGUAUAGUGGUUUUACUUCAAGCACUUUCAAAGAUUUGAGUUUGUUUCUGCCCUUGUAACACUUCAACAGUCAUAUUAGUUUGCUUUACCAUUUUUCUUUGAAGGGAACUGAGACUGAUUCAGUUGUGCAAGGUGAUGAGCAACAUUGCUCAAAAAGCCAGAAAUAGAUUUGUGGGCUUCUGACUGUGAGACCAGGUGCUCUCUCCACUGAAUUAUUCUGCUUUCUUUGACUGUUUUCUUUGCUUUAAAAAAUAUUAAUGCACAAUUCUGAAUUGCUGUUGACUGUGAGAUAAAUUCAUGUUAGAUCUAUAAAUAAUGCACUUUCCAACCAAACCAGCCAAUGGAACAAAACGCUUUUUGAGACAUUGGUGUUGGAAGAUGGCCUCCUCCCACCAGCUGACUGUAUUCUCAUCAUCCCCCACAUCUGUCCCAUUGUUUCUGAUGCUGGUACCAGGCUCCUGUCUCCAACACAUGCUUAGAUAAUUACAAGAAUUAACCUCCCUUCCUUCUGUUCUUCUCCCUUUCCCCCAAAUCCUUUUUCACAGUUUCCAGAUUAGUUCUCCUACAGCACUACUUUGUGAAAUUCUCUCAACAUGUUCUAUGAUACCCUUUGCUCUGAGGCUGAAGCCCUAACCUUCCUCUUGGUUUCCAGGACCUCCCAUGUAUCAUCAGUACUACUCUAGCAUCUUCUUCUGCUUCUCACCAACCUCCGUCUUGGCCAGACUGGGCCUCGCAAACUGACAUUACUUCACCUCUCUUGUAGUCUUGUAAUCUGUACCCUAUUCCAGAAUUACUCUCCCUCUCCUUUUGGUUAGCAAGCCCAGCUUUCCUCUAGGGACUUUUCUUACCCAUUCGCUGGAAAUUUGGUUGUAGGUGUGCCCUGUAUCUUUUAUCUAGUAAGACUCUUCUGUGGGUUUACUAAUUUUCAUUUAGAAAGAGGAUCACUACCUAAUGAUGUAAGGUGUGGUGUAAAAUUUUUCUCAAUUAUAUUUUCAGAUUAUUGCUGGGAUUCUGUUAUGAUUAGUAAGCAAACGAAUUAAUAUUUUAAUGGUUGACUGCCUUCUGAUAUGUUUACCUCAAAUUAUAUCAUUUUAAAUUAUAGAUUUAAAUUUUAAGAAAAACAAAUAUUUACAUUUAGUCAAAGAUUUUGUGAAAUGACCUUGUUUUGAGAAAGAGAAAUGAAGUCCAAUUACUGAAUAGAAUAUGAAUAUAUAAAUAUAUUUAUGUAUGUGUAUAUAUGUAAAAAAUAGCUGUCAUGUAGUCAUUAUUUUUGUGACAGUGUAUUGCUAAAAAGAUCUUCAUAAUAAUUUUGAAUAGAACACUGGGGGUGCUAGAUUUAGAAAUUAAUGAUUUUAUGGAAGAAAGAUCUGCCUGUAAAUUUUGCUCCUAUUAUGAAUAAAAGGGAGACCCUUAUUUCAGAUUAUCGAAAUACAGGGACUGUAGCAUUAAUGUAACACCCACUAUAAUGUGUUUCUUUUAAAAAUGUUUUCUUCAACACCCUGUGAUAUAUGACUUGCCAGAUUCUCUGAUCCUGGGGCCCUUUAGCAGCCAUGCUAUGUGUUGUCAUAAUGUUUUAAAUUUGUGGCUCUAAAAUGCAAUUCAGUUGUGUUUAGCCAGUGUUGAUCUUUUUCUUUCUUCUUAAUUUGGGACUUUCAGUGUAUGCCAUUACUUAUGAGAAGUGCUUUAGUUAUGAGUUGUGGAGAGAGAAAGUAGUUGGAGAGAAAAUUAAGGUAACUCUAACAUAGAUCUUAAUAUAGUCUAUAAAGUUUUCAUGAGGAUAAUACAGUGAGUUUUAUAUGUGGAGAAAUAUAUAGAACAGUGAGUGGAGGAAUUAGGGAGCAACAUAUUCAAUUUAAUUGUCUUAAACACUAAUAUGAUCUAAGAGAAAGAUCAUAAGAAAGUUGUCAAGUUUUCUAAAAGAAAGAAAGUUUUCAAAAGAUGUAUUUCUCAAAUUCAUCUGUCAUUAAAAUUAGUAUGUUGAAUUGGAUUCUCAGCUUAUAAAUUAAAAUAUAAGUGUUCUUACAUGAUAAACUGAAUUUAAAUUUCCAGGUUUUUUUUUUUCUCUUGGUGGUCCAAUUUCAUUGUAUUAAAAUAUGUAGGUAUCUAUCUUUUUGCGUAGAUUUGGUAAACUUUGGUUUUCAUGAAGUUAAAAUGAAUGAUUAAAAAUUUGUAUAGAAUUUGUUAGCGUCUUCUUGUUACAGGAUUUAGGGGGUAUGUGUGAUUUAAAGAUUAAUUCAUAAAAUAUUUCUUUAUUUAUUUUAUGUAUUUUUUAUUGUUUUUAGAGACAGGGUCUCACUCUGUCACCCAGGCUGGAGUGCAGUGGCAUGAACAUAGCAGCCUCAGCCUCCUAGACUCAAGUGACCCUCCCUCCUCAGCCUCCUGAGUUGCUGAGACAUACAGUCAAAUGCCACAAUGUCCAGCUAAUUUUUAAAUUUUUCUGUAGACAAGAGAUCUUGCAGUGUUGCCCAGGCUGGUCUUGAACACCUAUCCUCAAGUGAUCCUUCCACCUCAGCUACCCAAAGUGCUGGGAUUAUAGGCAUGAGCCACUGCCUCUGGCCUAAAAUAUUUGUAUAAAUUGAAAGACAAUACUUUUGAGUUUAAGGAAAUGAAGAUUUGAUCUGCUUUAAAGCUGUCUUAGUAGACGGAUGUUGGAACAAAUCAAUUAAAACAUAUCUUUUAUAAUGUGGUAAAACAAAAUUAACAUAAGCUGAGCAAUGCAUAACAUUAGUGAACAUUCUUCUCGCUAUGAGGUUCAUGCUUUUGAUAAAGGUCUAGAAGUUGCUUCAGACGUCAUUGAAAUUUUUAUAUUUAUUCUCACCUUGCCUAUUUAUUUAUUUACCUUGCAGUCUUUUUUAUUUUUAAGGUGAGAGAUUCUGGGUACUAAUAUACACACAUUCACUGUACACUGAUAUUUAGCCAAACCAUGAAAUAGAAAAAGCUGGCAUAUAUUUACUGUUAGAAUCUUUGAAAUUUUUCAGUGUAUAUUUCCUGUUAUAGUUAUUCAUGCUCCAUAAUUCAUGGGUUUUCUUGGCACUGGCAACAGUUACUUCCCUGUGGUUUAGAUAUAUUUUUUUGUAGUAUAGGUAGGUUUCUUUGCUGCUCUCAUAUUUUUCCUUUUAAUUUUAUUAUUUUUUUCCUCUUCUUAUUCAGAUAGUGUUUCAUCUCUGUCAUUAGGAAACUACUUCUCAUUGAUUUAUUCUGUUUAUGCAGUUUUUCCUUCCAAAUUCAUCAACUGAACUAUGGGAAACUUUGUUUCUUAAAAGGUUAUUUUGACAUUAUUUGGGUCAGGCCAGGUUUCACAUAGGGAAAAGGACAAUGCUUCUGCUUUGCCUUCCCAUCCACCACUAACAGCUUUGUGAAAGGAGAGAGAAGUAGAAGGAAAGGAUAGAGAGAGAAGGAGGGACGCCUCAUUCAGCUUACAUUUCAGAAGCAGGGAAUGCAAUAAAUAACAUGAAGAAAGUCCAGGCUCAACUCGCUCACACCUCAGGAGGUGAUUCACGAGCAUGUAACACAGCCUGCUAAGGUUUCCAUUAUUCAUAAUUAAUUAAAUCAAAGCAUGCUUAGUAAGGGCCCAUAAUCUUAAAAAGCAUUCUGUGUUUUCAUCUGACUAAAAGUUUUUCCUUCGCUUGUUGCAGACGACAGCCGACUUUAAUAUUAUAGCACCAGCACGGUACAGUUGACUCAGUAAACCUGCCACACUGUGGAACAGAGGUUUGGGGAAGAAUGUGGAAUGUGAAAUAUAAGACUAUUCAGCCCCUUAAAACAAUGACUAUCCAAAUAUGUUGCUUUUGAGCUGGUAGUUUCUCACUUAUUUUGUUUAAAAAAAUAUAACAUCCUUUGUUGGGUUAUAGGUUUCACUGAGGCAGAUGGGUUUCUGUAGUGAAUUAGUCCCUGCAUCUACUGAGAGUAUCCUCCCUCCAGCAUUAAAGAAGGAAAAUAAGAAAAUGGCCCAUAGCAUAGAGGAAUGGUCAGGUGGGAAGUAGCUUCUCCUUAAAUUAUUUCUGAUGGAAAAAAUAUAUUCUGGAGCUUGGCAUUUGAGUUCAAUAUUGCCAAAACUCCAGGAAUAACUUUCUGCCAAGAGCACCCAGUAUGUCAAAGAAAAUAUUCUAAAAGAAGUAAAUUAAUACCAUCCAUGUAAAGAAUCAGUGGCAUUGUGGCAUCAAAUGAGUGUGCUUCAUAUAAUGCUAUGAUCUUUUUAAUUAAGAGGAAAAGUCCAAAUAAUUGAUGAUGAACAUUUACAAUUACUUUGAUAUCAAUUACUUAAAGAGACCUAAACCAUAAAUAUAUUACAGAAUUUUGAAAGAUAAAAGAUAAAGAUAGUUAAAAUCCUUGAUUUUUCCUCUUUGGUAUUCAAGGCUGUAUGGUUACUUAUAUCUUUGGCUUCCUUCUCUCUUUUGUGAUCGUACAUUAUCCAUGUGUCAUCCUGUACCUCAAAGGGUGGAGGAACAACUUAUGUGUUCUUUAUCUCCCCACCUCCCCUUGCCUGUGUUCUUUGUCGUACGAGCCCCUGGGAGACUCAUAGUUUCCUCAGUAGGUUGCCUGGCAGUAACUGGAGAAUGAGAUAGCUAUGCUAUAAAAGGCUCUUCCUUCCCUGGCCCAGCCUUUUCCUGGUACUUAGCCCCUUUCUGUCCUUCACAUCCGGAUGUACAUAGGACACGGUCCCAUUUUGUUAAGGACACACAUCCUCUGUGUAACAGUGUAUUCCUCUUCCUUUCAAUUAGAGUCAUGUCUGAAGGAUCUUUUUAGCUUUCUGGGCUAUCUGGUUACCUAACCAAUAAAUUAGAAUAAUUAGUCCUAUUACUAGGUUCAGCAGUAAUGUAGAGUCUUAACAGCUUUUGUUUUAGGUCAAAACAUGCUCAUUUGGUUACCUACAAACUAUAUAACAAACCACCUCAAACUUAGUGGCAUAGAACAGUGACCAUUUUAUUAUGAUCAUGAAUUCUGUGGGUUGACAGUUUGAACAGGACACAUCAGAAAUGUCUUGUCUCUGCUCUCUGAUGUCUGGGGCUUCAACUAGCUGUGGGGAUUCUGAUGACUAGAAGCUGGAGGGUUCACUUCCAGGAUGGCUUCCAUACUCACAUGUUGGGUACCUUUGCAGGGAUAGCAGGACUGUUGGGCUCAGCUGAGAGUGUCAGCCAGAGUGUCUAUGUGUAGCCUCUCCACUCAUGAUAGUUCCAGAUAGUUGGAUGUUCCCCAGAGUAAGCCUCCCAGGAGAACUAGAUAAAAGCUGCAUGGCCUCUUCUGACCUAAGCUUAGAAGUUACACUGAGUCACUUUGACUGCAUUCUUUUAGUUACAAGUGAUUCAUAGACCAGCACUGAUUCAGAGAGAUGGAAAUGAGACCCCACUCCUUGGUGGGGGAGUGGCAGGUGCACACUGAAGAGGAUCAUGUAGGAUGCAAUAUUGUGGUGGUCAUCUUGGGAACUUAUGCAAAAGGGAAACUCAGUCAUCUUGAUGUUUUGAUUCCAUAAUGCCAGACUUCUAUUUUCUUAUGUGAAUCAUUCAAAUGUCUCAUUAUUUGAAAAUUUGAUAUUAUGUAGAAAAAAUUUGGAUGAGUACGUGAAUAUCCCCCUUUUUACCUAUGUAUAUUACCAUCUGACAGAUAACUUUUGCAUGACUGAAUCAAAGGAGCACUGUUCAACACAGUCUUGGUUCAUACCCUUAAUCUGAGAAACUAAAGUAAGGCUGUAAGAUUGUGCCAGGUUAUUAUAAGGAAGAACAGAUUAUCACUGUGAACUUUACAGUCAGCAAGGCAUUUAAACCAGGAAGACAAAAGGAGAGAGAUGUUAAAACAAUAGAUAGUUUUUGUGCUUUAUAUGAAAAUCUCAUUUUUUAAGUAGCUGGUUAUUGAAAAAUUAUAUAUUUAUGACAGAGAAGACUUUAACUAUUAAUCACAAAAUUCAAUUUGUGUCUCAGUGAUAAAGCGAUUUCCUCCUUUUCUCCUAUUUAUGAUAGAUUUUUAUGUAUGAAAAUGCAAUUAAUUUCAAAGAAUAAUAGGUGAGUCUGGGAACCAAAUAGGAAAAUAGUCUCUUUAUGCAAUGUAUGGAAAGUCCCCUAAUGUUAAUGGCUAUACUGGCUCUAAAUAGUAUGCCACAGAGAGAUGCAUUUUGGGGUUUGAACAAUAGCUUCAUAUUACCGUAAUAGUUAAGGUGAUGGGAAAGAAUUAUGUUCCACAGGAUGUAGAAUUACCAUAACUUUAUGUGUUGAAGGAAAAAGGCUAAGCCAGUAUAAUGACCUGGGCAAGGACUUGACUUUGCUGGGUCUCAGUUUCUUCAUCUAUAAAGGGCUGAAACCUCACCUAGUUAUAUAAUUCUUUGAUUUUGUUGCUCUUUGUGCUCACAUAGCACUGGAAUAAAGCAGUCAAAGUUAAUGUUAAAUAUAGGAGUACAAAGGUCAUUCAGCUAAGUUUCAGAAAGUUAAUAAAUCCUAAUCACUUUACACUUGACAGCAUGUAUAAACUUGUAUCCACUAAUCCCAAAAGUUAAAUAGAAGUACUUCAGGAAAACUCUGGAUUAAAUAAAUUAUUUAAAAAUAUAUGGACAUCAUUCUUAAACUUAGAGCAGUUGUUAACCAUAAUACUUCGUUGUGAAAUAGUUUAAUUAAAAUUUUUAGUUUUAUUUGUUUGAACCAAAAAACUGAAUUCACUCAUUUGGAGCCAAAAUUUAAAUUACUAAAUAAUAAUUUAAUAGGAAAUAGUACAGUUGAAUUUCUGAAACUUGUUCUUCUGAGUUUAAUAGUGCCUUUAUAUACUAGCUAGUUUGAAGUCUAGGCACUGCAUUAUUUUUGUACUAUUUAGUUAUAAGGUAUUAGGAAUUUGUCCAUUUCGCCUACAUUUUCAAAUUUAUUAGCAUAAUGUUCAUCAAAUUAUCUCGCCUUUUUACAACCCACUGCAUAUGUAGUUUUGUUCCUCUUUUCCUUACUAGAAUUGUUUGUCCUUUUUUACUGAUCAGGUAUGCCAGAGAUUUAUCAGUUUCAUAAUCUUUUUAAGCAUUAAUUUGUGGCUUUGUUGAUUUUAUGUAUUGUUCUAUUGUAUCCCUUUUCGGUUUCAUUAAUUUCUGAUGUUAUCUUUAUUAUUUCCAUUAUCCUUAUUUCUUUACUUUUUCUUUCUUUGGGUUUAUUCUUUUUGCUAUUUUUCUGACUUUUAAAGUUGUGUGCUUAGCUCUUUAAUAUUUAGCCUUCCACUAGCUUGUGAAUUCUGCAGCCUAUAUAGUUGGCCUACAGAAAAAGUAUACUCCUUAUGACUGGCCUUUUUUGGAGUCUGGUUGAGGGGACACCUGUUUUCUUGGAGGUGCUUCCCUCAAAGUGAGGAAGAGUCACCUGAGGUAUUGGCACAUGCAUAAGUGUUCUUCUUGGGAAUCCUCAUUGCAAAGAUUCUGUGAACAUGGACUUCUGAAAUGGUAUUUUCUGUAAGCUGUGGGGUCAGAAUUAACAAAGCAAUUGAAAAUUCACUCAGGCAAAUUAUAGAAUAAUGAAUAUCCAUAUAUAUACCACAUAUAUGGCAUCUGUCUAAAACUUAAUCACCAGAGUAUAAUCUUGUCAACCCCAAUUUUAUUUUCCUGACUGCCUCUGAGAGUAGAAAUCAGUGAGGCAAAUAUCCUGUGUGUUUUUACACAAAUUGAAAUUAUUUUUCCAUAAUAUUUUGUUAAUGGUACUGUUUGUGUUUGUAGUUGAGUUACUUUGACCUCUGAAGCAUCUUCCACACUGUUGCAUGUAAAUGGAACAAUAGGUACUUGAGUCACUUGAUCAUGGAUUCCAGAUUCUGGAACAGCCUCUUUAGAAGGCAACAGAGGAUAUUAUUUACUGAUUUGAGUGGCUUUAGAAUAUCAUUUAACUUUUUAAAAUUAUAUUUAUUAGAUAUGAUCUUAAUCUUUAUAUAUUUUUCUUUUAUAGAUGAUAUAAUAAGGCAUUAUUAGUAUUGUAUAAUUCUCAAGGGUAUUCCACAUAAAUAUUUAAAGUUAAUUUAUAAAAGUUAAUUUUAUUGCUUACUAUGAUUAUAUGAUAAAUUCUCACUUAUUGAGAAUCUGAACUGGAAAGGUCAACCAAAAAUUUAAAAGCAGAUAUAUAAAUUAGGGCGAGAGAUAACGAGAGCAAGUGCUUUGAGCCCUGUGAGUGGCUAUUACACACUAGCAUGGCUAUUGAUGAGGAUGGAGAGGGCCUUUAGGGAGGGCAUACUUAAAGAAUGCAGGAGUGAAAAUGCUUGUAUGGUGUUUUAAUUCAUUUUAAAACUAUAUUUUCUUCUCAUUUAACCAUAGGCCACUCAGUUCCUCAAAUACUGUGAAUAAAUAGGAUUUUAUUGGAUUGAUAACCACUGUAUUACAACCACUACUACGUGAGAAUACAAGAAAACAGUUUGAAUACUAAUUUCUCGCACCAAAUCAUAAUCUAUAAAUGUGUUUUGGUAAUUCCACAUUUAUAGCUUUCCUUUAUUUUUGUCCUUUAAAGGAAGUUUGGUGUGGUAAUGGCCAUUAAAAUUAUUUCUCAUUUCAAUGAAAGUUUGAAUUAGGAAUUUUAUGCAGAUGAACAAAACAGAUUAAGGCCAUUUUUUGAAAAGGUGCUUAACAUUUUGACUGAAAAGCAUCUUUAAACAUUACAAGUUUUAUUUUAUUUGUGGGCCUAGCUCAUAUGGUAAGUUUUCCUAAGGGCAUGGAGCAAAGCUCUCAGCUUCUUAAGUGUGUUUAUAGCAACAAAUACAUGCUACAUGGUAGGGAGAGAGCUAGUCAGAUAUUUUAGUCAUAUAUUUUUAAAAUGGACUGUUCCAGAAUAAGGUUGCCUUUGAAAAGAGUCUUUCAAAUAAUUAGUGUCAAGUAGAUUAUUUUAGUUUUAAUUUAAUCAUCUGUUUCAUCAUAUAAGAAAGCUUUCAAUAUCGUGACCAAGGGAUUGGGGCGGUCUGAUGUAUUGGAAAUGUGACUUACUUGCUCCAGACACUUUGAGAAAGUGUGAAUUGGUGAAUCUCACAUCCAUUCUUGGCAAGCUGAUAGAGUAUCUAGGAAAGGGUAAGAUUAUUGAACACAUGAGCUGAGAAUAAUCUUUUGAGGAAAACAGUAUCUGGAUUUUCCUAAAAGGGGAUCUUAUUUCAACAGACCUUCAGCAUUCUUCAAAAGCUAGGUGAGGAUGUGAAUGAGAAAAACAGGAGAUGUACUGCUCCCUGUAUAUUGCAACAAUGUGAAAUAGAAGUAUGGCAGACUUUGAGGGAACAAGAUUCUAAAUUCCCAGAAUAUCACUAAUUUAUUUUCAUAUACCAGUGCAGAAUUUUUUUCUGAAGACAGGUGUAAAUCAUUUUAACAUGAUCUUUAUAACCACCACCUUUCUAUUAAUCAGGCAAUCAUCAAGAAAGAAUUUGAUUGUGAAGGGUCCAGAUUGAACUGUUCUUUAAGUAAGGACACAGGAAAUAUUAAGAUAACUGUAUGGAAAAAUCUCAUCCAAGAAACUGGAAGCUAUGGGAAAAAGAAAAUUAAAGAUUCUUUGAUUUUAGUAGGUUGGUUGAGUUAUACAUAUUUUUAGCAGAGCAAAAAAAGAGAGAAAAAAGUUGCAUGCAACUAUUUAAAAAGAAUGUGAUACAACAAAAGCUAUUUUUAAUCUAUGUCAGGGUAGGAGGAAAAUUUAUACUUUUUAAUAGUUAUGAACUUUUAAAAUUCGUAUGAAGCAGAAUCUUUACUGCUAGAAGAAUUUGGCUCUGCAGUUUUUGUUAUGUUAAAACUUAUUCAGGAAGAAUUUCAGUAUUCAGAAUUCAGCACUCUGAUUUAGAGUUUUAAUAGGAAUGCUAAGUCAAACCUAUUUUAAGCAUAUUACCUCCCUCAAAGCUUUAAAACAAUUCUGAAAUUUUAUAAAGGUCUAAAAUUGGUAACUUUAAAGAUUUAAAAUCACUUCAUGCUUUUCUAACUGGAUGGAACUUUCUUUGAUGCAUUGUGUCUCAACUCUCAUGAAAGAUUACUUCCUUUCUCAAAAGAAAUCAUUCCUAAGAUCUCGUAAUUCCACCAUAUAUAGCUAUGGAGGAGGCCAAAUUAGGGAAAUAUGUCUUCCUAUGCAUGUAUGCAUUUGUACUCUUCCUAUGCAUGUAUGCAUUUAUACUCUUCCUAUGCAUGUAUGCAUUUUUAACAGAGGGCUUAGAAACAAUAUUAGGUGCUGUUGAAGAUAUCCUGUAUGGGAUAUUUCUGUCAGUAUUGUACCAAAUAUCAUAAUUGGGAAUGAGCAAAUGAAACUCUACCUGUGAAUGGGCAUAGAAUACUUUCCUAGCCCAUAGUAAUAAAAAUAAAAAUAUUAUUAAGAAAAAAUAUAUUAAGAAAAAAAUAAUGUUAGAGACAGCUAAAUAUACCACCUCAAAAGAGGGUAAAGUACAGGGUUUAAUAAAAGACAACCCUUCCCUCACCCACCCUCCAUCAAGGCAUCCAUUAAUACCUUGGAGAAACAGAAAAGCUUCUGAAGGCAAAAUAGUGCAUAUGAAACCUUGAUUUCCCUAUCAAUACUUACUGUAAAGGUGAAAAAAAGGAUUCAUUUGAGAAAACAAUAACCCCUCUAUAAUACAUAUUUAAAAUAUAGCAACCUCUUUCUAAGAAUGAAUUUAAAAGAUCACUAAGUAUAAUAAAAUAUUUUUAAGUGUCAAAAUAAGCUCGGCUCCCCCACAACCACCAACCAGCCAUUAAAAUGUGAUUUGUGUUGGAAUACCUGACCAGAGUGACUCAGACUCUACAACAUCUAGGGUAGGGGUCUCAGUCUUUUGUCUCCUGUUGGAGGGAUAAGGGAGAGCUCAGUCCAUAACAGUGGCUGUUCACCACCCUGGUGAUUUGAGAGUGGAGGUGGGGGCAGGCAGCUGGUUAGCUGGAGGGCAGGUAUCACAUCAGGUGAUCUAGCAGUGAGGAGAGGGGAAGACGAGGGAGGUUGCAGCACAGCUGCAAAAGGAGCAAGAGAGCAAUGACAGCAGAAGGCUGAAGACCAGUGAGAGUGGCCAGGGUUGCACAGGCAGAGGCUUGGAUUUCUGCCUGCCAUUUCCUCUUGCCCUCUUCAGGGUCUUUAGCACAGCGCCCACCUCUCAAUGGACUUUUAUUGAUAAGGAAUUCUAUUCUUUCAGACUUUCACUCUUCUUGUGUCAGAAACACCUGGGGGCAUGGGGCUUGGUUCAUUUGACCUUCAUACACUCACAUAACCACUUCUGUUAGUACCACCCUUAAUUAAACAUUAUUUUUCAUUUGUCAUCAGAUUUGGGGAGUUUUCAGCCAUUAUUUCUUCAAAUAUUCUUUCUGUGCCUUCCUCUCCUUUCAUUGUGGAACUCCUAUUAUGCAUAUAUUGGCAUAAUUAAUGGUGUCCUACCAGUUUCUUAGACUACUCAUUUUCCUUCAUUUCUUUUUCUUUCUGCUCCUCAGAUUGGGUAAUCUCAAGUGACCUAUCUUCAAGUUUGCUGAUUCCUUCUGCUGUUGAGCCCUUCUAGUGAAAUUUUCUUUUAAGUUAUUAUACUUCUCAACUCCAGAAUUUCUGUUUGGCUCCCUUUAAAAAGUCAUUUUGAUCUAUUUGUUGAUCUUCUCUGUUUGGUAAGACAUCAUUCUCAUGAUUUCCUUUAGUUCUUUGUGCACGAUUCCCUUUAGCUCUUUGAGUGUAUUUAACAUGGUUGAUUAAAAAUCUUUGAUUAGUACAUCCAAUGUGUGGGUUUCCUCAGGCAGUUUUUACUAGUUGCCUUUUUUCCUGUGUAUGGGCAAUACUUCAUCCCUUUGCAUACCAUGUAGUUUUGUUGAAAACUGUAAUUUUUAAUAUUAUAAUGUGGCAACUCUGGAAAUGAGAUUUCCCCCACUCCCCAGGGUUUGUUGCUGCUUAUUGUAGUUGUUGUUUUUGAUUUGGUUAGUGACAUUUCUAUACUAAUUUUAUAAAGUCUAUAUUCUUUAUCAUAUAUGUCCAUUGAAGCUUCUGUUCCAUUAGCUUAGCAGUCAGUUAGUGAUUGACAGAAAUUUCCUCAAACACCUGGGACAAAAUACCAGAAACAACUCUAGUCUUUGUACUUGGCUUCUGUGUAUAUGUCGAAACAUAUUUUAAUACUGAACCAGCAGUUUACAACUCUGUCUUAGCCUUCACUUCCUAUUUGCACAGACCCUGGAGGUCAGCCAGAGGUGAGAGUUUAGGGGUAUCUCAGGUCUUUCCUGAGCAUGCACUCGGCCCUAGCAAGUUAACCUUUUCUAUAUCCUACAGUCACUCUCUGUUGGACUAUACCAGUUAAAGGUCAUUGGCAGAGAAAAUGCAGAGUGAUAGAUUUCUCCUUUCACUCUAUAAGGGCCACUGCCCUGUUUCCAGCAGCACCAUGGAGGGUAGUUUACCAGCAUUGUUCAGUAUAAGUCAGUGAUUGCAAAUAACCACGAUAGUCUUAAAGCAAUGAUUUUUACUAGGUAUUAGAGUAUACCUCUAGGUCAGGAUUUUAGAUUUUAUUCAGCUUGAUUCCAUGUGUAUGGAAUUUAAAUCUACAGAAUACAAGUUUGUUUGUUUUUUUUUUGAGAUGGAGUCUCGCUCUGUCACCCAGGCUGGAGUGCAGUGGCACAAUCUCGGCUCACUGCAACCUCUGCCUCACGGGUUCACACCAUUCUCCUGCCUCAGCCUCCCGUGUAGCUGGGACUACAGGUGCCUGCCAUCAUGCCCCGCUAAUUUUUUGUAUUUUUAGUAGAGACAGGGUUUCACCAUGUUAGCCAGGAUGGUCUCAAUCUCCUGACCUCGUGAUCCGCCCACCUCAGCCUCCCAAAGUGCUGGGAUUACAGGCGUGAGCCACCGCGCCCGGCCAGGGUUUUUUUUUUUUUUAAUGUAAAAUGAUUUAGGCCAGUAUGGUUAACCAGCAUGUACACUUAGAAUUCCAAAAUUCUGUUUGCACAUAUAUUUAUCUUAGCCAGUUCAAGUUAUAAACAUGAGCUCUAUUGCUCAUUUUCUUUAUUGCUGCUAUCUAAUGUUUUUAAUUUUUUGAGAUGCAAUUCUCAUACCAUACAAUCUAUUUUUUAAGGGCAUACAAUCCAUUAGUUUUAUUGUAUUUAUAGUUAUGCAACCAUUACCACUAUCUAAUUGCAGAACACUUUCAUGUCUCUUUUCAUACCUUGCCCAAUCACAGUUACUCCCAGUCCCUGGCAACCACUAAAUUACUGUCUCUCUGAAUUUGCCUUCCCUAAACAUUUUAUAUAAAUGGAAUCAUACAAUAUAUGGCCUUUUCCAACUGGCUUCUUUCACUUAGCAUAAUAUUUUAAAGGUUCAUCCAUGUUGCAGCAUGUAUCAAUACUUCAUUCCUUUUUAUGUCUGAAAAAUAUUCCAUUGUAUGGAUAUGCCACAGUUUAUCCAUUCAUCAGUUAAAGAACAUGUGAGUUAUUUCUACCUUUUGGCUAUUAUGGACUAUGCUGCUAUGAUCAUUAGUAUACAAGUUUUUGUGUGGAUGUAUAUUUUAAUUUCUCUUUGGGUAUAUAUCUAGAAGUGGAAUUGAUGGGUUCUAUGGUAACUCUAUAUUUAGUUUUUUGAAAAACUGUGAGAUUGUUUUCUAAAGCAGCCCAAUUUGCUUUUAGGUGACAAGUUCAAGUUCACAAAGAAAAGGAGUGGGCCAUAUUGACUUAUACUUCUAUAAAUGAAAUGUUUCAAAUGCUGACAAUUUGCAAGGAGAAUGUCUGCAUGAAAACAGUUAAAAUUAUUAUUUUUUUUGAUCAGCCUCACCAGAGCUUCUGAGUAUUACUGCCAUGCCCAUCAGAAUUAAGUCUUUUGCUGAUUCUUCAUGAUAAUUGACAUUUCUAUUUAAUCAGCUUUAAGUUGCUCUCAAACAAACAAAAAAAGCCCAUUAUUCAUAAUCAAAUGCUCCAGAAUCAGACAGAUGCAAGGGCUGGCUUUACUACUUCCUAGCAGUGUCACUUUGAGGAAUAAUGCCUUUUCUUGAAGAAAAACUUCAUUUUCCUCCUCUGUAAAGUGGGAUUAACAGUAUCUACCUCUAGAUGUUCCUGUAUUAGAAUGAGGUCAUGUAUGCAAAACAGUUGCCUGGCAUUUCCUAAGUGCUAAAUAAAUGUUAACUAUUGUUAUUAUUAUUACUGUUAUGUCAUUAUUUAAAUGUAAUUUUUUGAAAGAUAAAUAAUGUCUUAAAAUACUCUCUGAAACUACUUAGAGACAAAGCCUAUUUUAAUAUAGUGAUCAGAUUUUUCAUCUAGCAAACAAAAUCAUUUAUAAUCAAAACCUUUUUUUUUUUUGAGACAGAGUCUCCCUCUGUCUCCCACGCUGGAGUGCAGUGGUGCAAUCUUGGCUCACUGCAGGCUCUGCCUCCUGGAUUCACGCCAUUCUCCUGCUUCAGCCUCCCGAGUAGCUGAGACUACAGGCACCCGCCACCAUGGUUGGCUAAUUUUUUGUAUUUUUAGUAGAGACGGUUUCACUGUGUUAGCCAGGAUGGUCUCGGUCUCCUGACCUUGUGAUCCACCUGCCUUGGCCUCCCAAAGUGCUAGGAUUACAGAUGUAAGCCACCGCGCCCGGCCACAUUUUUUUUUAAGGCUAAGGAAGAACGGGAAGUGGGUGGCUGAAAAAAAUCAAUUAAAAAUAUUUAUUUGCUAGUUAUUCAUUUUGUCCUUGAUAUGUAUUUAAUUUAAAGCAAUUUAUUUUUCUUUUCUUUCUUCCCUGAAGCAAAUGUAAUUUGAACACAGACUAAUUUUUUUUAUAGCUAAAGUGAAAUGUUAAACAAAAUCGUCAUCCCUUUUAGCACUACCUUUAAGUUAUUCUUUACGGAAGAACUGGGUAAACCCUUCACAGAAUGUUUGCAAAACACCUGAUGCACAAUAUGGUGUAAACUGUCACAUUUCUCUUUAAUUUUUUAAUAGUGACCAAAGUGAAUAUUUUUCCAGUGAUUGCUCCAUAAUAUUAUGCUACAAAUGUGUUGUAAAUAAAAGAUUGAUAAUAAAAUACAAAAAAAAAUGAAAUAAACAAUAGAAGACAAAUAUGACAAUAGGCAAGAAUGGUUAGCAAACAUUCUGAUCAAACCUUUUUUGUUAGUUUAAAAGGAAUGCAUCAUUGCUUAGUCUUUGUUCUAAAUGAGAUGUCCCAUUAUCUGUAUCUGGGGCAUGAACAAGUUUUUAUGGCUUGGUGGCAUCAGAAGUUUAAGAGCUGGAAGGGACUUUGGUUGUAAAGGUUGGUCUAGCACAGGGUUUCUCAGCCUGGGCACCAUUGACAAUUUUGCAUUGAUAAUUAUUUGUUGUGGGGGCUGUUCUGUGCAUUGUAGGAUGUAGGCUCUACCCACUAGAUGUCAGUAGUGCAGGGUUCCCCCUACCUGCCUGUUUCCCCCGCCCCCACCACACACAAUGAGAACCACUGAUCUGGGGUUUGCCAAAGUGUACACUCCAUGGAGCACCACUCAUGUUGGAGGGGCUGGGAUACUCCAGGAAAAUAUUCUGUUGUCAAAUAAGUUUGGGAAACCCUUAUUUAGACAACAGCAAAAAAUUGUCAGAGCUUUCAAUGUGAUAUCUAAAGUGAAUUGCCAAGAGGCGAACAUGCAGCAUGUUUCAGCUUAUUUGACAGCAGCCCGUUUUUCAAAGGCAGCUUGCAGGAUGGAACAUACUCCCAUUCCUGUGCUCCAACUCUCAUUUUCCAGGUGAGGAAAUUGAGGUCUAGGGAGGUUACAUGACCAGCCAAAGGCUCUGCAUUACCUAAUUUCAUAAUUGCUGUGUGAGCAUGUACUGCAUGCUAGCUCCUAUGUUAGGCACUGGGGAGGCAAUGGUGAUACACAGGAUAGGCAGAUGGACCCAGUAACUACAACACAAUGUGGUUAGUGCUAGGAGGGAGGCCCUCCAAGAGGCUGAGAGAGCAUCUCAGAAUGGGCACUUCAUUCACAUUGAGUAGAUGAGCUGAGUCCAUGUUGUACAUGUUUUAGCUGAGACAUCUGUGGAGGUAGACCAGUUUGGGAGACCAGGCAGUAGAAUGCCUACAGAGGCCGAUUUUGCAUUUCUGUGUAUAAUAAUUGAGGCAAGGGACUGUAUGAGAGUCCUCCAGGGAUGAGAAGCUUAGGGUAGAACCUUGGGGAAAUCCAUGUUUAAGGGUGCACCGAGGAAGAGCAGCCCCAGAUAGAGACCAAGAAGGACAUAGGAGAAAGUACAGAGCCAGGCAAAGGGUGCAGUCUGAUGCUGCAGAGAGGAAGCUGCAACCUGCAGGGUUGAGGGCCUGGGCUCUGGAGCUGAGCUAGAGUUUGAAUCCUAACUGCCUAGCUUGCAGGUUGUGUGAUAUUUGUCACCUGUUGUAUUACUUUGCAAAGGCUCAAUUUAUAAAAGCAGUAUAAUUGUAAAGCCUACUUCAUCUACUUGUUGUGAAGCCUAGCUAAAGUAUGAGAAGUAUGGAGUACCAUGCUUGGCAUAUAAGAAAUGCUUAGUAAAUAUUCGGUGAUGCUAUCCUUAUUAUUAUCAAAUGACAUGAGGACUCAGAAACAUUCAUGAAUUUGCUUCUUGGAGGUUGUGGGUGACCUUGGCAAAAAUCCAUUUCAGCGGAGGGACAGAUGGUUUGAGAGUGAGUGGGAAGUGAAACGUAGAGGCUGUGAGUUUAGAAUUUUCUCAAGGUUAGUUGUGAAUGGGAUUGGGCAGGGGGGUGGUGGUGAUUGCUGCACAAGAGACUUGGAAUUUGAGUGCUGGCUUUGAACGUACACCACAGCCGCAGCAUAGAGAAGAGUAAUUCUGAGCGGUGAGGAUACCUGCGCAGAAAUGAUGAUGAUGAUACUAAGCACAGGAGUGAGAGACAACUAGGAAACCAAGGAUCGUGGGAGAGAGGGGAGGAGGGAAUGGGCUACAGGGAGGAGGAAAGAAACUGCUCUGCACUAGGACUUGUCUCAGAGCCUAUAGAGGCUACCAGAGUUAAGAUUUGUAGGUUCCUGAAAAUGAGAGUUUAGUGGACCAUUUUGACCUUCUCUCCAUAAUGACAACAUAUUUUUAAAUCCUGAAAGGCAAGAAAAGAGGUUUCCCAAAAAGACUUCUGGGAAGGCGGGCAGGAAUCAGAGCUUCCUGGUGAAGUUAUCAGACACUCUGGGAGUUGGCUUGGAAUGCAUACUCAACUCACUUUGCAAUCAUUCUUAACUUUUAGAGAAAGCCUCCCAAAUCUAACUUUAUUGAACAGCAGCCAUUGGCUCUCUUCCUGAUUUCUCUGUGCACAGAUAGAACUUCCAGCAUCUCCUCCUUUUCUGCUGACCGUUGAUGUGCUGUUUUUCUGACCAGGAAUAGCAAACUUUCCUCUUUCCCAGUCUCCUGUACUGGGCAGGAGGAUUUCUCACCAUCUCCAAAUCUUGGAGGCCUGGGGAAGUUGAGUCCUUCUGAAACUUGAAGAAAGGAGAAUUCUCUCUGUAUCCUGACAUAGGAACUAUUUGAGUAUGAAGAAGGUGCUGCAUGCAUACAUUCAAAGGAACUAGUGAAUAGCUGGCAUGCAUUUUGAUACUGUGCUAAUUGGUAGCCCUGAGGUCUUUGGGCUUUGUUUAUAGACUUCUCCCAAGACCCUCCAAGUAAGGCCUGCAUGUUACUUCUCACAGGCUCUCAGAGAGUCUUGGGAAGACAGAGGCCUCUCUUUUAGACAUGGAGAAGUAUCGUGGGAGGUGAGUUGCCCAAGGACACACAAGACUCCUGUGACUUUCAAGUUAGAGUGGUAUUGUGCAGCCAGAAUUCGCCUGGCAUGGCUUCUGUCUCAGAACCUAGAACAGUGCUCUUCUGCAGUAAAGAUUCCUAGUUUAUUCCCUUUUCUCUUAGUAUAAAACAUUUAAUGUGGGUUAGAGUAUGUUUUUUAUUAUUUCUCCAUUUAACUUGAGAAAGCAACCUCAUGGGUUCAUAUUUUUGUUUCCCUCAUUUUAAAGACAGGCGAGAUUUCACGAGUAGAUGAAAGAACACCCAAAUUUGAGGGAGCGUUCCAAGUUCAUAAAUACUUGUGGCUGAGAGAAAACAAUGGCCCUCCCUCAAAUACUGCAGGGAAGAACCAGUAUUGGGAACAGCUGUGUUUGAAAGUCUCCUAAUUGUUAUUUAUUCUAUCUGUAGAUCUAUAGUCCAACCAAUGUAUGAAUAGGACCUUUGCUGAUUAUAUCUCUGUUUUGAUCAGAACUGCUAUAAAUGAAAGAGUUGUAGUGUACUGUUUUCUUAAACUCCUAGGGUUUUACCACAAAUCAGAGUUGUUUCUUGUGAUACAGCCUUCUUCAGCCUCUGUUCGUCUCUAAGAAAUUGAACCUAGAGUAGUAAACAAGUGAUACUUCUGUAAACUCCCUAAGGGAUGACUCCUCAGUUCUGUGAACCCCAUCAUCCCUCCUAAUCUCAAGUCGCUUAUUUUCUUAUGCUUUGUGGAGCUCUCCUACAAGCACCUGAACUCCAGCAUGUCCCAAAUGUUAUUCAUGAUUUUCUCCUUAAGUCUGCUGCUCCUGCAUGAGUUCCUAUGUCCAUUAAUGACAUUCUUUAUGACACAAGCAAGAAAUCUUGGCACCAUCUUUAUCUCCCGUUUUGCUAACUCCCGUGUACAUUUGACUACUCCAUUUUCCAAGAUGAUAUUCUAGGCAUGUCAGUCUUCUAUUUUUUCCUCUGUAAAGGCAGGUAGUAGGGUAGGAUCCAUAUCUGUAACUCCAAUGCCUUCUGCUUGGAAGAUAAUGCUUCCUGCUGGCCAGUUCCCAUUCCUCAGCCCAAAUACUACAUCCUUGGCAAGCCAUUCCUCUCUGAACCUCCUUCCCAGGAAGAUGCAUUCACUUCUUCCUCUGGAUUGCCAUUUAUUUUUUUUUUUAACUCUAAUGCUCAUGAAACUUUGUGGUAAAAUUUUAUUUGAAGGUCUGGCUCUUCUGCUACAUUCUGAGAUCUUUGAGAGUAGGAACCCAGAUUGUACUUAGAUCCGUGUCUGGCACAUAUGUAAGCACAAAAGCUAUUGACUAUAUUUAAGUGACUUGAAUUAGAAAAAGAUGUAUGAAAUAGAAGAGGAACAAUUAAAUGCUUAUUUGUAUUUGAUCUCAUUUUAGUCUUUUUCUCUUCCCAUUUCAUUCUCUCCUCUCCCUUAGAAAAAAAGCACGUAAAUGUUCUGUUCCUAUAAAAACAAUUUAAAUAGAGACUUUCUUUAUCAGCAGACAGAAUAACCUGGUUGCAUUGUCAAUGUUCUGUCUAAAUGAAGUUUAACUAACAACUGUUGCCUUUAAGGGAUAGAAAAGAAAACCUCACAAAUAUUAUUUAUAGAGAACAUGCAUUGGUCUUAGAGUCUGAGGGUCCAGGUUCCAGUUCGGUUGCUGCCAUUUAUUACGUGAAUGACCCCAGGCAAGUCUCUUUUUUUAAGGUUCAGUUUUCUCCCUUGCAAUGAGAAUAACACCUCCCUGACAAGGUUAUUUUAAGAACUUGAUGAGAUGUUGGAUAUGAAAGCAUCUUGUAUAGGUAAGACACUAAGUUCUGACAUAGAAUAAACUUAUGAUUGCAUGUUUGUAUCCCUGCAAAAUUCAUACAUUGAGAUACAAUCCCCAGUGUGAUGAUUUGAGAUAAUUAGGUCAUGAAGGAGGAGCCCUCAUGAAUGGGAUUAGUGCCCUUAUAAGAAGAGGCCAGAGAGCUAGCUCACUGUCUUUCUGCCAUGUGAAGAUAUAAGGAAAAGGUGGCCAUCUGCAGCCUGGAGAGGGCCCUCACCAGAACCCGACCACACUGGCACCCUGAUCUCACACUUCCAGCCUUCAGAACUGUGAGAAACAAAUUUAUGUUGUUUUAAGCUACCAGUCUAUGGUAAUUCGUUAUGGCUGCCAGAAUUAGGAUAGCUCUUAAUUUUUAGUUGAAUCUGAAUUUAUAUGUAUUUCUUAGGCCUGGAUUUGAAAACCAUUCUGCUAUGUGGUUUAGGUAGUAUCAGCUGUUAGCAUACGCAUUGUCUCAAGGACUAACUUUUCAAUAUCUAUCUUUAUUUCAGGUUAGUAACAUCCUUUGUUUGGGAAUAACAUGCAUAUUAUUUCAUCUGAUGUUUUCCUAAGACAAUUAGAUUGAAUUUUUUUCUUCUCACUUAAGCAUUUUGGAGUACCAUUAGUCCUCUUCCAUGUCUUAGAUAAUAUUGAAUUCAGGGUGUACUUUUAAAAAUCUUGGUAGUUAAAUUUAGCAGUUUUGUUUGGAGGUAUUUAUUUUCAUCUUGGUAAUAAGACAAGAAGUAAGAUGUUUCAUAAUUACCAUAUUUUGUUUGGGAUUUCUGCUGAAUUUUCUCUCUCUCCAUUGCAGUUCUCUUUUUGGAGAGGUCCUUCUCUCUACAGCCAUAUGCUGGUAGAUAAUGCACGGUAGCUGAUCAGUGCUAGAAAAUACAGGAGAUCCAGAGCAUAUUACUCCCUUGAACGUAUCUUUUAGCUGCAGGGAAAACAGAUCUAAGGCAUGAAUUACAACUUAUUAGUUGUAGAUGGACUCUGUAGCCCAGUACUGAUUAAGAAGAAACAGCCUCACUCUGUCUUGCCAUGAUGGCUGUUCCAAGUCAAAGGAAAAGGAGAAGUCUGUUGGAGAAGAUUUUCUUUCUUUUUUCCUUCUUCUUCUUUUCUUUAGUUCAUCCAUUCAUUUAUUUUCUAAUAUUAUGGGACACAAAAGCAGAAUUUGUAGUUAGUACUCUUGGCUGUAGAAAUUCGUAGUUUUGCUUUUCCUUUAAGGUUGAUUCCAGCACCACUUUGUGAGAAGAAACUGUCAUAGUUUCACAUUGCCUCUAAGAAAAUGAAACGUACCUAAGUAUUAUUGGACAGCCGGAGUAUUUUACAGUGGUUGCUGCUCAGGAAAUUUGAGUGAAGGACUGCAAAAGAGGAGCAAAGCAGACCCGAGAGAGAAGGCAGCAGUGCUCCCCUGUGACGUGCUCCAUCACCGGGCAGGGAAGACACCGCUGCCACCUCUCCACAGCCUUGUUCAAGAGCACUGGAAAUUGUAAGGUGUUUGUUUUGUUUCAUUUUGGGAGUGGUGGAAGAUUAGCCUUUGUGUUUCUCCUCUAAAGAGUUUUGUCUAAAACGCUUACGACUACUUAGUUAAACAAAAAUCCAAAGUAAGCUAUCAUUGAAAUAUGAAAUAUACUAACAAAGCCAAACAGUAAAAGAUUAUACAGGGAAAGUCCUUUCUCCCCAUUUUGACUUCACCCACUCAGUUUCCCUUCCCAGUGUCCUUCCAGAGAGAUAUUUGACUCAUGAAUCAGCACAUAUAUUCAUAUGCCUGCUUUUUCAUACACUGUAGCAGCAUACUAGAAUAUUGUUCAGCAUUUUUAUUUCUUUUUUUUUUAACCUUACACUAUUUCCUGAUGUUUUCCAAGUAAAUGUUUUAUUUUUUUUCUUAUGGUUGUGUAGUAUACAUCCAUUGUGUAGAUGGAUGUGUAAAGUACACAUCCAUUGUAUAGAUGUGUAAUUUAUUUAGCCAGUUUCUUGAGGAAUAUUUAGGUGUGGUGGCUCAUGUCUGUAAUCCCAGCUCUCUUGGAGGCUGAGGGGGGCAGAUCACCUGAGGUCAGGAGUUCGAGACCAGCUUGGCCAACAUGGUGAAACCUGUCUCUACUAAAAAUACAGAAAUUAGCCGGGCAUGAUGGUGGGUGCCUGUAAUCCCAGCUACUCAGGAGGCGGAGGCAGGAGAAUCGCUUGAACCCAGGAGGCGGAGGUUGCAGUGAGCCCAGAUUGCACCACUGCACUCCAGCCUGAACGACAGAGUGAGACUGUCUCAAAAACAAACGAACAAAAAAGUCUUGGUGUAUGAAUAAGGAAAGGAGCCCUAGAUAUUGGGCAUGCAAAGGCUUUUGUGUUCUCUGAAAAGGUCAUGCAAUGAUAGAAGUGACCCGAGACACCUGUAAACUGAUGACCCACAGUUAAAUCCACAUAAUGUGGCCAGUGCUGUGGUUUUGGGUAAGUGCAGGAUGCUGUGGACAGUGGGUGCCUAAGAGCUACAUUUCACUCAAGUGCUGGAGAAGCAGGAGAGAUUGACCCUAAGGAAGUUCCUGCUAAGCUGAGCCCUGGAGAAUGUGAGGAACAUAGGUUAGGAAAGGGUAGAAUAGUGUGAGGAACUGUGUUCUAGGAGAGGGAACACCAGCAUGCCCAGAGAUCAUCAUGGCCCGUUUGAGCUUCAGAAGUGUAUCUGUUGGCAGUCUGGAGAGGAGACUGGCAAGGUAAUCAGGCAUUGGAAUCACCGUAGCUCUCCAUAAGUGUCAAGGAGGUUGGACAUAAGGCUAUGGGAGGCCAGUGAAGACCUUUAUCAGGAGUGGGAGGUUAUUUGAUUUGUGUUUAAAAAUCUCAUCCUGCCUGCCAGGUGGAGAGUAAACCGGAAAGGGAUGGGAUGCUAUGUAGGAAGCUGUUGCAGUAAUCCAAGUGAAAGGUGAUGGUGGCCUGAACUAGGAAAUGGCAGUGCAACUAGGAAGAAGUAGACACAGAAGAGCUCUUCAGACAGUGGAAUCAACAGGAGUUAGCAAUUUUGAGACGUGGGCAUGGAGGCAGAGACCCUCAGCCCUCUGGUUGUUCACUUUUAACAAAAAGAUUAUGUGCAAUGCAUUUAACAUAUUAUUCUUGCAUCUUUAUGAAACCAUCCUCAUUAUUUCUUUUGGACAAAUCCUGGAAGUAGACUUGCUGAGUCAAAGGAAAGAUCUUGAAAUAUUUCAAUAAUGUAGUCAAAUUGCCUCCAGAAAGGCUAAUACGCCAAUUGUCCAUUACCAAUUAGGGCACUAGCUUCAGCCUCACUGAGUAUUAUCGCUUUGAAUUGACACCAAUCUGAUAGGAAGAAAAUACAUACCUUUUCUUUAUUUUAAUUUGCAUUUCUGUGAGUACUGGCAAAGUUGAAGUUUUUUUCAUGCUUAUCAACUAAUUAUAUUUCCACAAAUUACAUAUUCAUAUCUUUGCUUAUUUUCCCCCUGAGGUGUUUAUCUUUGUCUUUUUUAUUUCUAAGAGCUCUAUUACUCUUUAGUUGCUUAACCCUUUGUCUUUUCUAUUUGUUGCAGGAUUUCUCUCAUUUAUUUAUGCUUUUGUUUAUAUUUUGUUGAUCAGAAAGUUUUUUAAUGUAAUAAAAUAUUUUGUUCAUGCUUUAUGCCUGUAGUUCAGUGUGAAGAAAAUUCUUCCUCAACCCCAGGUUGAGGUAUAAAUAGUGGGAUUUUUAUAAAUAUUCACAUUUAUUUUCAUUUUUUACCUUCGGGUCUUUAAUUCAUCCGGAAUUUUCGGAUAUGUGUUGUAGGAAUCUAUCUCUUUUUGAUCGGAAUAAUAAUUUUUUUUUCUGAACCAAAAAUCGGGACAACCUAGUCUAUGUAACAAAUAAUUUUUAUGCAUUUGUGUGGCAGAAGCAGUUUUAGAGAGUAAUAAUAUUGGAAUUUCUGGGACAUUUGAUGUUAUAUAUGUUGAUAGAUUAUAGAGAGAUAAGAUUUAAGGACUAAUACUUAUACCUGGGCAACAUCAGGGAACCUGUGCCAUUGCUAAAAAAUAAAAAAAGAAAGAAUGGCUCCCAACACCCAUUCAGAAUAGAAUGUUUGAAAUCCAGAGUGCAUGAGAAAGUUCAGGAUCCAGAUUGUAAAAUAUUGCCAAUGGUUUAUGUAGUGCAACCUGCAUUUCACUGAUAGCUCAUGUUAUCCUUCCUAUUUGAAACACUAGUUAACAUCAAAAUGACUUUUCAGGUCCGUGGUGGCUCUAAUCUUUGUAUGUUGGUAGGUUCCUUUCUAGGCAGAACAUCCAAAGACAACCCAUUCUCUUGAGGCCAUCAGAACAAGAUCAAAGGUUGUAGAGCCUUGACCACAGUAUUAAAGCAAAGCCUCAAAAUGACUUAAGGAAUCUUAGGAAAUAAAAUGCCACAGUCCUGGACAUUUAUCAUUUGGCAGCAAGCUAAACAUUUCCUAAAACUUUUACAAGUAAUUUAGGUACCUAAUGGAAAUUUUUUGUUUUUAAAUUCUGGAGUUGCCUAAAUUGUUUAGGAGAAAUUUAGCUGGAAUCUGGCGAUAGGACUGUUUAUAUGUGCUUGGCUCAGGGUGGCUGUGUUGUCCACAUUAGCAUGACCAUGGGCUCCUUAUCGAAGCCCUGGUUCCCAGUAAGUGCUGUUUGCAAGAGUGAGGUGGAGUUUGGUGGCUUUCAGGCCACCCAGAGUGCCAUGUGUAUCUGUUUGAUAAACUCUGUGGUUUGUCUGUUCUCUGUGUUUUUGCCAGAUUGUUUAAAAAAAAAAGAAAGAAAGAAAAAGCAAACAAGCAGGCAUCAUAUGUUAAAAGUUUAUCUUUCUACAUGAAUUUUUGGAAAAUCUAAGUGUAAUUUUAUUCCUGAAAGAACAAAAAGUUGUUUCCCUGGGGAGAUAAUUUUGGGGUGCAUAGAUAUUUUUAAGGCUGUAGAUAUUAACUAUGAAAAUAAUAUAUAACUUUGUCAAUACUUUUUUUUCAGCAGGCUAAGCCAUAUUUUUUCAAAAAAACGAGGCUGGAAUCAACUACUCUUGGCAUAUCAGAGAUCAGGAAAAAAUGGGUAUUGGAAGCCAUUCUUUUUUUUCUUCAUGACAGCACAGGCUUUCUGAUGUUGUCCAGGUGUUGUGCUGGCCGCAUAAGAUUUGCUGUUGCGGCUUUCUAUGGAUGGUUGACCAAUUCAGAUGAAGCACCCACCUGCUGUGGAAAAUCUGGAAAAUCAGCCAAAGAUGGUACAAAACAGAAGAGGGAACGGAAAAAGACAGUCUCAUUCAGCAGCAUGCCAACAGAGAAGAAGAUCAGCAGUGCAAGUGAUUGUAUUAAUUCAAUGGUUGAGGGUUCAGAACUCAAAAAGGUUCGCUCCAACUCUAGAAUUUAUCAUAGGUACUUUUUACUGGAUGCUGACAUGCAGAGCCUAAGGUGGGAGCCAUCUAAGAAGGAUUCUGAGAAAGCCAAGAUUGACAUUAAAUCCAUCAAGGAAGUGAGAACAGGAAAAAACACAGACAUAUUCCGCAGCAAUGGCAUUUCUGACCAGAUAUCUGAAGAUUGUGCGUUUUCCGUCAUAUAUGGAGAGAAUUAUGAGUCACUGGAUUUGGUUGCCAACUCCGCAGAUGUUGCAAACAUCUGGGUUACAGGACUGCGGUACCUAAUUUCUUAUGGAAAACAUACACUUGAUAUGUUAGAAAGUAGCCAAGAUAACAUGAGGACUUCUUGGGUUUCACAAAUGUUUAGUGAAAUUGAUGUAGAUAACCUUGGACAUAUAACUCUGUGUAAUGCUGUGCAAUGUAUCAGAAACCUCAAUCCUGGUUUAAAAACGAGCAAAAUUGAGCUUAAGUUCAAAGAAUUGCAUAAAUCAAAGGACAAAGCUGGUACCGAGGUCACAAAGGAAGAAUUUAUUGAGGUUUUUCAUGAGCUUUGUACUAGACCUGAAAUUUAUUUCCUUUUAGUUCAGUUUUCAAGCAAUAAAGAAUUCCUUGAUACCAAGGACCUUAUGAUGUUUCUUGAGGCAGAACAGGGUGUGGCACAUAUAAAUGAGGAAAUAAGCCUUGAAAUUAUUCACAAAUAUGAACCAUCCAAAGAGGGUCAGGAAAAGGGCUGGCUCUCCAUAGACGGGUUCACUAAUUACCUUAUGUCACCUGACUGUUAUAUAUUCGAUCCAGAACAUAAGAAGGUCUGUCAGGAUAUGAAGCAACCUCUGUCUCAUUACUUUAUAAACUCAUCUCAUAAUACAUACUUAAUAGAGGAUCAGUUCCGAGGUCCCUCCGACAUCACAGGAUAUAUUCGAGCUCUUAAAAUGGGUUGCCGGAGUGUUGAAUUAGAUGUAUGGGAUGGGCCGGACAAUGAACCUGUAAUUUACACAGGCCACACCAUGACCUCUCAGAUAGUUUUCCGCAGUGUCAUUGAUAUUAUUAACAAGUAUGCAUUCUUUGCUUCAGAGUAUCCUCUUAUCUUGUGUUUAGAAAACCACUGUUCCAUUAAACAACAGAAGGUAAUGGUUCAGCACAUGAAGAAACUUUUAGGAGACAAGCUCUAUACAACAUCACCCAAUGUUGAGGAAUCUUAUCUACCAUCCCCAGAUGUCCUGAAAGGGAAAAUACUAAUUAAAGCAAAGAAGCUGUCCUCAAAUUGCUCUGGGGUAGAAGGAGAUGUUACUGACGAAGAUGAAGGAGCAGAAAUGUCUCAGAGGAUGGGAAAAGAGAACAUGGAGCAACCCAAUAAUGUGCCUGUGAAGCGAUUUCAGCUUUGUAAAGAACUGUCUGAACUGGUCAGCAUCUGCAAAUCAGUUCAGUUCAAAGAAUUUCAGGUGUCGUUUCAGGUUCAGAAGUACUGGGAAGUCUGUUCCUUUAAUGAAGUGCUUGCCAGCAAGUACGCCAAUGAAAAUCCAGGGGACUUUGUAAAUUACAACAAACGUUUUCUUGCUAGGGUUUUUCCCAGUCCAAUGAGAAUUGAUUCCAGUAACAUGAAUCCUCAAGAUUUUUGGAAAUGUGGUUGCCAAAUUGUAGCCAUGAACUUUCAGACACCAGGACUGAUGAUGGACCUGAAUAUUGGCUGGUUUAGGCAGAACGGAAACUGUGGCUAUGUCCUCCGGCCAGCCAUCAUGAGGGAGGAGGUCUCCUUCUUCAGCGCCAAUACAAAAGACUCUGUCCCAGGGGUCUCACCUCAACUUCUUCACAUUAAAAUCAUCAGUGGGCAGAACUUUCCCAAGCCCAAAGGAUCAGGUGCCAAAGGUGAUGUGGUAGAUCCUUAUGUCUAUGUUGAAAUCCAUGGAAUCCCUGCUGAUUGUGCAGAACAAAGGACAAAAACAGUGCACCAGAAUGGAGACGCUCCCAUUUUUGAUGAAAGCUUUGAAUUUCAAAUCAACCUGCCUGAACUGGCCAUGGUGCGCUUUGUAGUGCUGGAUGAUGACUACAUUGGGGAUGAAUUCAUCGGCCAGUACACAAUUCCCUUUGAAUGUUUACAGACGGGCUACCGCCAUGUCCCCCUGCAGUCCUUAACUGGAGAGGUCCUUGCACAUGCUUCUUUAUUUGUCCACGUGGCUAUUACUAACCGAAGAGGAGGAGGAAAGCCUCAUAAAAGGGGCCUUUCUGUGAGAAAAGGGAAGAAAUCCAGGGAAUAUGCAUCUUUGAGAACACUGUGGAUUAAAACCGUGGAUGAGGUAUUCAAGAAUGCCCAGCCCCCUAUACGGGAUGCCACAGAUCUGAGAGAAAACAUGCAGAAUGCGGUGGUGUCAUUCAAGGAGCUGUGUGGCCUCUCCUCUGUGGCCAAUCUCAUGCAGUGCAUGUUGGCGGUGUCUCCCCGCUUUCUGGGGCCCGAUAACACACCCCUAGUGGUCCUAAAUCUCAGCGAGCAGUACCCCACAAUGGAGCUGCAGGGAAUUGUGCCGGAGGUUCUGAAGAAGAUCGUAACAACUUAUGACAUGAUGAUUCAGUCCCUCAAGGCGUUGAUUGAAAAUGCAGAUGCUGUAUAUGAAAAGAUCGUACAUUGUCAGAAGGCAGCCAUGGAAUUCCAUGAACACUUGCACAGCAUAGGCACCAAGGAAGGUUUGAAGGAAAGAAAACUACAAAAAGCAGUGGAGAGCUUUACCUGGAAUAUUACCAUCUUAAAGGGACAAGCAGAUCUUUUGAAAUAUGCUAAGAAUGAGACAUUGGAGAACCUGAAACAAAUCCAUUUUGCUGCUGUUUCAUGUGGACUGAAUAAACCAGGCACCGAAAAUGCUGAUGUCCAGAAGCCACGCCGGAGCUUGGAAGUCAUACCCGAAAAAGCAAACGAUGAAACUGGAGAAUGAGGAAACUUACAAUAAACCAUUAUGGAGUUUAUAACUCUAGGACCAAUUGUAGUCAGAUGGGACAUUUGCUUUGCACUCACUAAUGAGAAUAAUAUUCGGGAUUUUAAAGCACAACUGGAAUAGCUAAUUACAGUCUAUUAAAACUGUGAAUGUAUGUAGCAAUCCUGCGUGUGAAGGCAAAUAAACUCUUUAACAGGCAAUUAUAUUGCUGGCCAAAAUAUGCUAUAUUUGUAUACAAAGACAUUCUAACUCAGUUCCAGUAUGAAGAAAGAUUAUUCACUCUAGCUCCACUGAGAAACAUUUUCCUAAGUGAAAACAAUUUCUUAAGAUGGAAAUGGAUUGGAUUGUCAAAUUAUUAUUUAUUGGAGAAAAAAACCUGAUCUACACAUUUUUACUUAUAUGGGGUUGCCAGAGUCUCUGGGUUCUAGAUGAUUUUGGUGGCAUGCUUGCUGAGCCAUAAUUACUAAAGAGAAUGUAAGUGGACGGGUUCCCUGAAUCCCCGGGGUCCUUGGAGAGCCAUCGAGGAGAAUGUGCAAUUGGACUGAAGCUCCCUGGCUGAAGAUACAUGCCGAGUCAGCACAUGGGUAGAGAUGAUGUAAAAGCAGCCAAUCUGGAAACAAUACAUUGUAAAUAGUUUUUCAUUGUAUGAAGUAGUGUUCACAUUAAAAAGAUGUUUUAUGAUAUUUCUCCAAUA
Molecule: messenger RNA, 41744 nt
Organism: Homo sapiens (human)
Lineage: Eukaryota; Metazoa; Chordata; Mammalia; Primates; Hominidae
Gene: PLCL2
Product: phospholipase C like 2
Exons: 7
Coding region: 37877-41050 (1057 amino acids)
Biological process (GO): lipid metabolic process; negative regulation of cold-induced thermogenesis; intracellular signal transduction
Cellular component (GO): cytoplasm
Molecular function (GO): phosphoric diester hydrolase activity; GABA receptor binding; inositol 1,4,5 trisphosphate binding
Source: RefSeq, a predicted model, not a curated record